Bipolaris victoriae FI3 is the source of this 4035-nucleotide messenger RNA. RefSeq lists its product as hypothetical. Gene Ontology annotation, molecular function: protein binding. The record is from RefSeq and is a predicted model, not a curated record. The transcript has 6 exons. NCBI's taxonomy places the organism in Eukaryota, Fungi, Ascomycota, Dothideomycetes, Pleosporales, Pleosporaceae. Bases 1 to 4035 code for a protein of 1344 amino acids.
AUGGCCAGGACAAAGGGUCCCGUCUUCCGUGUCACGGGCUUGCCAGGCUCGCAGCCUGACGAUGAGCUGGCUACGUCGCUGAAAGCUGCCAUCGACGAAAACUUGGCCGAAGAAGAGCAAACGAAGCUGGCUGCCAGCGUAGCUAUCGUCCCUUCCUGCUACCUCCAUGAUGAGAAGGUCGCGCUGGUGGAAUUUCCUGGCGGGGCGCCCGCCUUCCUGUCCGGACUGAUUGACAACCCACUAGGGGACUGGCAGUUGGAAAUGGGCGAUACGGAUAUCAGCUUUGACCAGCAUUUCUUCGGUUUCACACAGCUAUACAGGCCAAAAGUAGAUUCGUCAGUUACUGCUGAUGUCAUUGCCAUAACCGGCCUCGACGGCCACGCAUACGGGUCAUGGAGGGGAAAAGGGAACCUUGGGCGGAUGUGGUUGCGUGACUUUCUGUCCAAGGACUUGCCGCGCUGUCGCACGAUGAUCUACGGGUACAAUUCCAAGCUGUCGAGCCAUGGAACCGACACAAUCAUGGAUUAUGGGCGGGGGCUGAUGGAAGAACUGAAGAAAAUCCGGGACACCGAAGAUUGUCUCGUGAAGGCCGUCCAAACUGACGAAAACGACCACCCAACAAUAACAUCUCUGCACAAAGCUACCUACGGCAUGCUUUUAUUCGGGAUUCCGCACAAGGGGCUAUUAGUGGAUGAUAUUCAGAGGAUGCUGGCUGGGCAGGGCGACCACCCGCGAAAUAUGCUACUUCAGCAGAUCAAAUCCAACUCUGACUUACUAGCGAAUCAGCUGGUGGAUUUCAGGAAUCUCAUCCGGGACAGAAAAGUUGUGAGCUUUUACGAGACUGGACAGACUAGGUGCCUUGAGUUUGAUGACAAGAGUAAACGGUGGAAAAGGACUGGUGACUUUGUCACGGCGGUGGAUGCCGAUUCGGCUCUUCUUCAGCUUCCGGAGAACAUGGAGGAAAAGAUUCCUCUGAAUACUGAUCAUUCAAUGAUUGUCAAGUUUGAUAACAGGGGCGCCCUGGGGUACAUGAGUGCACGGGACAAACUUAAACAAUUUGAACAGGAUGCUCCGGGUGUAGUUACAAAUCGCUUCUUACGAGCACAUAACAGGCCCAAGCCGUUUAUCAUGGUCCCAUUCCAGAGAGAUCUCUCGUUUGUGGGUCGCGAGGACAUCCUGGCUGAGAUACGUCACAAGUUUGAUCAAGAAGCGCCACAGAAUCAUGCACGAAUGGCUGUCGUCGGCCUAGGAGGUGUAGGGAAGUCCCAGAUUGCCAUCGAGUAUGCGUACAGAGUAAAAAAAUCUUCCCCGUACACCUGGGUGUUUUGGGUACAUGCGAGCAACGCCACCAGAUUUGAGCAAGCCUAUAGAGAUAUUGCUACCAGGGUUGAGAUUCCCGGCUACAAUGACCCAAAGGCUGAUAUCCUCCAACUGGUGUAUCACUGGCUUAGUGAUGAGAGAAACGGCCGAUGGCUUAUGAUUGUCGAUAACGCUGACGACGACCGGGUGUUCUUCUCUCCUAGGGCUGGCUCAGAUCACUUCGCGCACUCAGAAGACUCCCAUCGCGGAGCAAUAGGUUUGGCGAGGUUUCUGGCCCAAGUUUCAAAUGGACGGAUCCUAGUCACUUCAAGAGACCUUCUUGCAGCAGUGAACAUUGUGGGUACGCAACGUAAUGUCAUCCGGGUUGAGCCCAUGGCCGAAGGGGACGCGCUGGCGUUGCUGAGGACUAGGGUUUCAUUCGAUGAGCCGUCCGAAGGCGAUGCAAGAGAACUUGUGCGGGCUCUAGAAGGCAUCCCGCUGGCUGUUGCUCACGCAGCAGCGUAUAUUGCAGUGAGCGAGACGGGGAUGACCAUCUCGAGGUACCUCAAGCUAUUCCGCGAAAGCGAGCAGAACCAAGCAUACCUCUUGAAUAACCAGGAGACCAGAGAUCUAAGAAGGGACGACAGUAUAUCAGACGCUGUUAUCACGACCUGGCAGAUAUCGUUUGAGCAGAUCAAAGGGACAAAGCCAGCGGCUGCAGAGCUGCUUUCUCUCAUGACCAUGUUUGACCGGCAAGGGAUUCCUGAGCAUCUGCUGCAUGAUGGUAGAAGUAUAUUGGAGUUCCACGACGCAGUAUUGCCCUUAACACGAUUCUCUCUAGUUAGGACCCAGGCCACGAAGUUGCCAGCGCACCAGCCGGAGGAGCAGCUGUAUGAGAUGCACAGCUUAGUGCAGCUAUCGACGAAAAAGUGGCUAGAGGCAAAUAGCCAAAUGGCCAGAUGGCAGAAGAUGUCACUUAGAAUCAUGGCUGCUGCUUUCCCGAGCGGGCAGCACGAGACAUGGGCGGCUUGUCGAGUUCUCAUUCCUCACGCGAGAAAGGUACUCGGCUACGUCAACGGAGAGAAUGAAGCAACGCUGAAUCGAGCGGCGAUUGCAAACAAUACAGCAUGGUACCUACUCCAUAUGGGCGAGUAUGCGGCAGCGGAAGAAACCAUUCGAAGUGCAAUAAAAGCCAGAGAGACGAUACUUGGACUAGAGGACCGGGACACUCUGGAAGCAGUCGACAGACUCGGAGUAGUCUUGGAAAAACAAUCUCGAUAUCAUCUAGCGGCUGAAAUGAAUCGGCGAGCAAUUGACGGUAGGAAAAGGUUACUAGGAGACCGAGAUCCUCUCACCCUGGAGAGCUUGAGCAAUCUAGCCGUCACAUUGGAUGGUCAGGCGAAAUACUCAGAGGCCGAGAAACUAAACCGUAUGAUUCUGCAGGCGCGGGUGAAUAUAUAUGGAACAGAAGCAACAUGCACCAUUGAGAGUAUGAAUAAUCUCGCGUCCAACUUGAGACACCAGUCCAACUAUGCGGAGGCUGUAGAGCUGUUUACCCGGGUACUCAACUACAGAGAGAAAACUAUGGGAAAAGAACAUCCAGGCACGAUGGAGAGCCUCAGUAACUUAGCGCUAACGUUGGAGGGUCAAGGCCUGUACGACGCCGCGGUAGAGCAAAGCCAGGAAGCGCUCAAGAGGAGGACAGAUGUACUGGGGAAAACGCAUCCGGAUACAUUGACAAACAUGAGUAACUUGGCUUUGCUUUUGCUCAAGCAAGGCAACAUUGAAAAGGCCGAGAAACUGAGUCAAGAGGCACUGCAUGCAAUUGAGGCCCGUCUAGGUCCGUCAAAUAUGGAUACUCUGACGGUGAUUGCCACACUCGCUGGAGUAUCAAAAAUGCGCGAAAACUAUGAAAAGGCGGAGGAACUCUACCGUAGAUCACUCACUGGAUUCGAGCAACAGCUUCCACCGCAUCAUCCCCAUAUAUUACGCACUCUGAUAAACUUAGCAAGUGUGCUGCGGAGACGGAAACAAAAUGAGGAGGCGGAAAACCUAUUUCGUAGGGCACUGGAUGGCCUGAAAGAGCGGAAUGAGGUCUAUCAUCGCGAUGCGCUAAUCUGCUUGACCAAUUUGGCUAUAGUUCUCGAAAAUCAGGGAAAGCUGACUGAGGCGGAAAACGCUAACAGAGAAGCGCUGCAAGGCUUUGAAAAAACAAUGUGUGAGAAUCAUCCUGAUACUAUACAGUGUCUCGAGAAUCUUGCAGGUCUGUUGCAGGCACAGGACAAGUAUGAGGAUGCAGAAGUGGUGGGCCAGAAAGCUAUGAAUGGAUGCAAGGCCAAAUUCGGACCGAGACACUCAAAAACUCUCCGGAAUAUCGCAAAUCUGGCCCAUAUACUACAUCGCCAAAACCGACAUCGCGAGGCCUGGGAGAUGUAUCAAACAGCAUGCACUGGAUUCAAAGAGGCAGGUAUAGACAGCAAGGUCUCGCGGGUUUGUUUUCAACGGUUUGCGGAAAUUCAGAAAGAGAUGAAGCCCAGUGAGGCGUCUUUUAUGUUGGAGAGAGAAACCACAACGCUAAAAGGGGCUGAAGACAACAAAUCACGCCAGGAGAUAGUAUCUCAAGCGGAAGAGACUGCUGCAUCAUAUUCUGGGUCUAAGCGUCGAAGACAGACAUUAGAGAAUGACGUUGCUGAGGAUGGAGAUACAGUCAAGAAGCGGCUUCAGUUGGUUACAUAG